UCUUCUACUUCUUAUUCCCCACACCCCCCCCCCCCCCCCCCCCCAAAAAAAAAAAAAUUCUCUCUCUCUCUCUCUCUCUCUCUCUCUCUCUGCCUUUUCCUUUUAGUUCCCACAAGGUCACAAUGGAUCCCUCCUCCACCAACUCUGUCAAUGGCUUCUAUACUUUUCUGACUCGAGGGAUCGAUGAUCUUGAACGGGUUUACCUUUCAAACAAUUUCAUGUCAAUCCAAUUCCUCCAAAGGGUUCUUUCACAUCUCCGAUCAUUUCAUUCCCAAUUGAUUCUUCUUGUCCAAAAGCUUCAUUUGCCGGUGGGGGAGAAGUGGUUGGAUGAGUACAUGGAUGAAAGCUCAAAGCUUUGGGACGCCUGUCAUGUCCUUAAAUCAGGCAUUUCUGGAAUCGAAAAUUUCUACUCUGCUGGCUUCAACAUCACUUCCUCUCUUGAAACUCAUCGCCAUCUGAGUCCACAACUUUCUCGCCAGGUGAUUAGGGCAAUAUCAGGGUGUCGAAGGGAAGCGGUGGGAUUGGAGGAGGAGAAUCGAGCACUGAUGGAAGCAAGAAUUCAACCUUUAUCUCUGAGGUUCGAUGAGAAAGUAUCGAUCGAAUCAAAGCUGAACGGAUUCAAUGGAUUCAGGGGAGUUCUGUACGCAAUGAGAAAUGUGAGCUCUCUCCUCCUAAUGAUCUUGCUCUACGGGCUGGUUUACUGUUGGCCGGAAUCGAAUUUUGUAAGAGGAGGGUAUGAAGGGUGUCUUUUCUUCGGUUCAGCUUUUAUGAUUUCGACGGCGAGAUUGCAGGAGAGAGUCGCCGGAGAGAUCAACCAGAUGAACGGAAGGCCUGGAAUUUUGCUGUACGAGUUUAGAAGGUCCAAGAUGGCGAUGGAGGAAUUGAGGGCGGAAUUGGAGAGAAGGGUGGGGAUGGGGUCACAGGGACUGGUGGAAUGGGAAACAGAGAUUGGAAUUAGAGAAAGGGUUGAAAAUUUGAGAGCUUGUUUUGGGGUACUGAGAUCUGGAGCUGAGAAUAUUGUUUGCCAACUUGAUGAUUUCAUUGAUGAAAUCGUUGAAGGCAGGAAGAAGCUUUUGGACUUUUGUAGCCACAGGAAUUUCAUGCAUAGCCUAAAUUAAAGGGUUCCAAAAAGAGUAAGCAAAAUGCAACGCAACAGACAUAUAAAUAAACAGAGGGUGGGAAAGGAAGGAAAUAAACUAACCACCAGGCUUCGUUGUACUGUAUUGUAUUGUAAUAGAGACCAGCCAUUCAGAAACAAGUUCUGGCAAACGCCUGAUCGCAAACAGCUCCCAAAAGCCCUUUAAGCAAAGCACACUUUGCUUUUCAAUAAUCAUCAGAAGUAAUGAUUUUAUUUUACUUCCCCAAGAACUAGAAAAGAAGAGAAAGAUAUUCCUCCUCAGACAAUAAUAAUUAAGAAUUUUAGUGUCGGGUUUUCAGAGCAUGUAACCCCAGAUGAAACAUCCCUAUGCUUAUAAACAUGACUAGUUUGGAAAUA
This is a messenger RNA of Cucumis sativus (cucumber), 1495 nucleotides long. RefSeq lists its product as uncharacterized. The transcript is spliced from 3 exons. The coding region runs from base 123 to 1118 and encodes 331 amino acids. NCBI's taxonomy places the organism in Eukaryota, Viridiplantae, Streptophyta, Magnoliopsida, Cucurbitales, Cucurbitaceae. The record is from RefSeq and is a predicted model, not a curated record.